Patella vulgata (common limpet) is the source of this 4111-nucleotide messenger RNA. Its product is annotated as protein sel-1 homolog 3. Bases 25 to 3216 code for a protein of 1063 amino acids. The record is from RefSeq and is a predicted model, not a curated record. Gene Ontology annotation, molecular function: protein binding. Lineage: Eukaryota; Metazoa; Mollusca; Gastropoda; Patellidae. The transcript has 24 exons.
UAUUAUUGAUGGAAUUUUGACAACAUGGCGAACACGAUUAAAUUGAACAUGGAAGUACUAUGUGUUUAUAUUUUAGUAUUUAUAUUUUUACCACAGGUAUUUUCUAAGGACCCGGAAACAAUCUCGGUGGUUAUUGAUAAAACGGACUCUUUAGAACAGGAAUAUAUUCAGAUUAUGAAACCACCAACCUAUAUAGACAGCUUAAGUGUAUUAACGUUAGAAUAUAGAUGUCCUGAAAACAGCGUAGUGGGCGUGGAAGUGGUUAUCCAUUUGAAUGAAAUCAACAGCACAAUCCAAACACCACAUAGAUAUUGGAAGUGCUCACAAAACUAUGGAUUAAACAAAAAGAAAAAGAUUCGAAUAAAGAUCCCAGACGCCAUUUCAUUCAGGCCUAGUAUAUCCAACAAAGUCUAUUACAGAGUGUUUACGUCUAAAUUACGAGCGUGGAUCAUAAAUAAAACACAAUUUGAAAAAUCUAAAGAUAAACAAAACGUGUAUGUUAUGGCAUCAACAAAAGCGUCUUAUGACGUCAGAAUUCAUGAACCGUAUUCCAGACGUAUGAUAAAACCAUGGAAGGCAUGUCCCAUAUGGUACUGGCGUAUGUUAAACAGAAUUCCAGAUUAUGUCAAUAAACUGUCUUGUGAAAAAGAAGAAGAGGUAGUAAAGGUGGUAUCAUAUCCUACCGCUUUAAAUGGUCGAGCCUAUGGUAUAUACCGUAGUUUUGAGCCGUACAAAUCACCAGUUUUAGAGAGUGAAAGACUGAAAAAAUUCCAUAACCCAACUUUUACUAUAUCAAUGUGGGUGUAUAUAUUAGAGUACUGUCCGAAUAAAGGUCCCAAUGGUAGACGAUUCUGUUCUCUUGUUAUGCAUUCUGAUUGGAAGAGAUCGAAAACACCCUGUAUUAUACUUACACCCGACGGGAGCUUCCAGAUAGAAGUAUGGUUUAAAGAUGGAUCUACUUCGGCCAUGAAGCCCCACUUUAUUCUGCCUAGACAUCAAUGGUUUAGAUUAACCCUUAGCUUCAUGUAUAAAACGUGGCUGCUGACGGUCAACCAUGGUAAAAACAGGAACGAGACUUUCCAGACGUAUUACACAUAUGAUAAAGAGUUAUUUAUGGAUGAUACAACAGGAUAUUUUGUGUUUGGUGGUAAUGAGAAUAGUAUGCCUACCAUAUUAGGUUAUAUUGGUGAAACUAAAUAUUACAGAAGAAAAUAUAUGUUACCUACUCAGAUACCGUAUCCCAGUCCUUAUCAUCCUAUGUUUGAAUUGGGUUUAACUCAUCGAGAGGAAAAGUGUGCUAAAUUCAUCAAUUGGAUUGAUAAAAGAGUAGAGGUUUAUAAACGGUUAACUAAAUCAGUAUCUUCAAAAGACGUCUGUCAGAGUUAUUUUAACGAAUUAUUGAAAUCUAUUCAUAAAUCAUCGCGUGUAAAACAAUGUUCUGUUGAAAGAAGUCCCAGGCCUAGAUACUAUAGAAUAGUUAAUUCCUUUAUUAAAAGAUCCGCUUUAAAAGGAAAAACAGUUUCACAUAAAAAUAUGACCGAAGUAGCAGACCAACUAUAUAAUAACGCUACAAGUUUGAUUGAAGUUGGUUUAACAAAGAUACCUAGAGUUGUACCCCUUUUAAAACAGUCGUCAUGUUUGGGUAACACUGACGCCAUGUUUAUGUUAGCCGUUAUAUUAAAUAAUGGUGUUUAUGUUAAAUCUGAUGAAAUACAGGGACAGGCGUAUCUAAUGAUGGCAUCUAUGGAAGGUAACAUUCUAGCAUCACUCGCUCUGGCACAUAAACAUAUGUUUGGUAUUGAUGGAGUUCCAUUUGACAAGCCACAGGCAUAUAUGUAUUAUAAAUUUGUUGCUGAUAAAACGAGAGAUGAUAUUGAAGAACAUAAAAGUACAAAUGUGUUGACGGAGUUUGUCAGAUUAACGGAUGAAGCCACAUUACAGAAACAGACAGAUGAAGAAGGGGAUGUUUUUCUGUGGUUAAAACAUCAAGCCCAAUCGGGAGUACUUUCAGCCCAGCGCCAUGUUGCACGAUCUUUAUUCUGGGGAUCACAAGGUCUAAAGAGGAACAUAGAUGCUGCUAUGAGUUACUUCCGUGAAGGUGCUGCCACAAAAAACCCAAACGAUAUGUAUGAUUACGGUAUAUUGCUAUAUAAGGGAUCUGGUUCAAAUAAGAAUCAAACAGAGGGAAAGAAAAUGAUGGAACAAGCCGCUGAAAAGCUAAAUCCUAAUGCGAUGAGUGCAUUGGGUUGGAUUGCGAUGAGAGAAAGAAAUUAUACAAAAGCAGCGACAUUAUUUGAUCAGGCUCAUAAGCGAGGUAGUAUGGAUGGUGGUUACUAUUUAGGUAUAAUGCUUAUGCACGGAUUAAUACCAAAUAAACCUGUCGAUAUGGACCUGGCUAAAAUAUUUUUUAUUGGGGCAGCUAAAAGGGGUCAUAUAGAUGCCGGUGUUCAAUUUGCUUUAAUUAGUAUGAAGGGUACAGCUAUCAACAAAAGGAACGUACAUAUUGCUACCGAGUGGGCCAGACAUAUUGCUGAAAAGAAUCCAGGUCUUGGGCAUAUACUACAUAAAGCACUACAUUUCUAUAGACAAAUGAACAUGCCACAAGCGUUGUUCUAUUACAUGAUGGCGGCAGAUACUGGCACUGAAGUAGCAAGUUUUAACCUCGCCUAUUUAUGUGAAGAAAACAAGGAAGGAAUGGUCCAUUUAAUAGAGAAAGAAUGUCAAUGGAGAAAUUACAAUAUGACGAUACAACGAGAAAUACAAUUUGUCAGCUCAUACUCCCUGAUUAAGAUGGGUGAUUAUCAUUGGUAUGGUUGUCAAGCUGAUAGAAAUAUAGAGAAAGCAGCUAAAUAUUAUGGUCUAGCUGCUAAUAAAGGUGAUCCACAUGCAUUAUUCAAUAUAGCCAUGAUGGUAGAAGAAGGUGUGACUAUACCUGAUAAUACUUGGACGUUGGCUAGAGUUGGUACCCAACACAGAAUUGAUAAUAUGACUUUAUUAACACAUUUAUACUCACGGUGUAAAGAAUCGAGAAAGACAGAAGCCUAUUUACCCUGUACAAUAGCUUUAUUCCGAAUACAAUUUAUGGACCUGUGGACCAGAUAUCAUAUUUGGAUGAAGUUAUCAAGUAUUAUUGGCAUUGCAGUAUUUACAACAAUGACCUUUUAUACCGUAUGUCAUCACUUCCGGCACAGGCGCCAAUUAGAGGAUACAGUUUAAUGGACCCAACACUGACAUAAAUUUAUAAUAAAUAUAGAUUUGUAUUAUUUAAAGGAAAUGUGCCCCAAUAAGAUGCAUAUAUUACAGUUUAAUACAAGUAAUAUAAAUCAGUACAUAAUUAGAGCUUUGUUAUGGAUAAGUGAUUCAUCGUAAGUCAGUACAUUAUUAGAUGUUUAGUUAUGGAUAAAUGCUUCAUGUCAAAUCAAUACAUUAUAAAGCGUUUUGGUUUGGAUAAUUAAAUGCUUCACCCCAAAUCAGUAAAUUGUUAGAAGUUUUGCUAUGGAUAUAUUAAUAUUUUUUAUUCCAAUCAUGACAUUAUUAGAGGUUUUGUUAUGGAUAAAUACUUUAUCCUAAAUCAAUACAUUGUUAGGCGUUAUGCUUAUUCCAAUCAGUACAUGAUUAGGCGUUUUGUUAUUGAUAAACGAGUCAUCUUUAAUCAAUACAUUAUUAAGCGAACAUGUAGCAUCUAGUGUGCUUUGGGGAAAAUUUUGCUUUGCAUGGAAAGCAGCGUUUUGCCUUCUUAAAAUUCCAACUGUCCAGACUUCAUUGAUGUGCCCACGGUUCGGCCCACUAACAGGGGAAAACCAGACUGGAAAACACCAGGGAAAUUACUCAGAUCGAAACAGGUGACCUCGGGGUUAGUGACCUUAUAUAGUCGCCUCAAUAUUUCGUCGCAACUCCAAAUUCAUUAUCUUGAAAAAUUACCUUGAGUACAAUUUCACUUUAUAAAUUUUCAGUCGAGAGUGGUGUAUGGAAACUACUAUUGAUGUUUGACAAAGAUUGUUUGCUUGUUCAAUCCAUGCGCUUGAAAUGUAUCGAUUUGGGUAAACAAUUUCUUAUUUGGAUCACGAGUGCGGAGUCGAUCUAACAAAAAAAAAAGUAAUAUUUGAAUUUA